Messenger RNA from Penicillium cinerascens, 939 nucleotides. RefSeq names its product putative MYB family conidiophore development protein FlbD (gene flbD). Bases 1 to 939 code for a protein of 312 amino acids. The transcript has a single exon. Gene Ontology annotation, cellular component: nucleus. Gene Ontology annotation, biological process: positive regulation of transcription by RNA polymerase II; mitotic cell cycle. NCBI's taxonomy places the organism in Eukaryota, Fungi, Ascomycota, Eurotiomycetes, Eurotiales, Aspergillaceae. Gene Ontology annotation, molecular function: RNA polymerase II cis-regulatory region sequence-specific DNA binding; DNA-binding transcription factor activity, RNA polymerase II-specific. The record is from RefSeq and is a predicted model, not a curated record.
AUGGCUCCCUCUCACCGUCGUGGACCUUGGGUCCCCGAAGAAGACCAGCUGCUGCUUCAACUCGUUCGUGAACAGGGCCCCAACAACUGGGUUCGCAUCUCCCAGCACAUGCACUACCGUUCGCCCAAGCAAUGUCGAGAACGCUUCCACCAAAACCUGAAGCCCUCGCUCAACCGGGAGCCCAUCUCCUCCGACGAGGGGAUGAUGAUCGAACGCAUGGUGAACGAAAUGGGCAAGCGCUGGGCUGAAAUUGCCCGCCGGCUGGGGAACCGCAGCGACAACGCCGUCAAGAACUGGUGGAACGGCAGCAUGAACCGCAAACGCCGCGGUCUCUCCACGCCAACCGCCUCUCGCACCUUCGGCGGCCGCAUCGAAGCACCCUAUGCGCGCGCCUCCGUCGUGAGCCCCUCCCGGCCACGAUUCAGCACUCGCCCUUGGGCCGACUCCGAGUCCAGCUCCAAGACCUUUUCCCACUCGCGCCGCGAGUCCGUUUCCACCACCCGCCAACUCUCUCCCAUCUAUACUCUGCCUUCUAUCAACCGCCCCAUCGAAGCACCCUUGACUUCUCCCGCCUUCUCGGAGGUCUCCAAUGCCACCUCGAUCGAACCGCCCUCCAUGGUCUCCGACCACAACUCCGUCUGCUCCUCUUCUCCCCGCACGCUCCCGUCACCGCAGAUGCUUCCUCUGCCCGUGGUCUCACAGUACGAGGCCCGGCGCCCGAGUACAUCCGUCCAAGUAGUGGAUGAUUCCCCCAGCUACCCGGCUCGCUCGCUCGAGUCCUUCUCCGACAUUGCCUCCAAGCGGCGAUGGAUGGAGCAUCAGCCGACUUUGGCUUCAUGGCACCAGUCCACGGAUCUGUCCAAGCCCUGGUCAAGGCCGGAGCCGGAGCCGGGGCUCGCCCGUGAUACGCGGAUGGGAGUGAACAACCUGCUCAACUAG